CCGGUUGUCUCCUCAACCAGCGAUCCCUACCUAUACGACCUCUGCAUGGCCUGUGAGAAUUAACUCACACAUAGGUGUCUUGCCUGACCCGACAAGAUGAACAUGAUGUCAGCGAGUCCGUCUCUCAAUCCUGCUUCGACGCCGUUCUUCCCCGGAGGAAGCGGUUUCAAUAAGGAGGACGACAGCAGGGGCAUCGUGGCCGCGCUGCUCCGUCACAACAGUCGAGACGCAGUCAGCGCAACAUCGACCUCCAGUCUCUCCAUCUCUCCUUCGGAAUACCGUUCGGUCAAGUCAUCGCCCAGUCCUUCGCAGACCGACGGUGCUGAAUCGCGCUUUGACCGACAGAGCGAGUUCCACUCGCCGGCCGAGCUGUCUCGUCGCUCACCCGCAAAUAUCGUCCAACUUGACUCGGAGAGAGGCGGAUUUGCUGUGCAGAGGCCCAUCUUGAGAGAGUCGAGUAUGACCGCCAUUCUAGAGGUCGGUCCAGAGGGCGAAGAAACUCCGAGUCCACUCACGGCCAAUGGCUCGUACCAGCACAACACCCUCUACUCCAGCGUUAUGGGACGUGUUAGGGAGAGACUGAAUACCCCGCCCGUCAACCCAGAGCCUAACUCCAGAUCUUCAUCGUUCAACUCAGUGCACAACAACCAUAUCACGUCAUCGUCUCCGGCGUCGUCUCUCGACUCUGGUAGCAUCUUCUCGACCAACAUCGACCUCAAUGUGAGCUUUGACACUCAUCUUAGGGCGUCACCCGCUUUCCACGAGGUACUCGACCGACUCGAUAAGCAUGAGCGGGCGAUGCGCGAGAUGCAUCGCUCCUUGCUUGACGUCAAUCGGAAAGUUGAUCUUCUUGUCGACCGUGCUUUUGCACAGGCUAGCUCUCCGCCGGAGUUCAGCAACCCUUUCGCUGGAAAUUCUGCCCCUUCUUUCGCUCCGCCCAGCUUGAAUGGGUUCAGCGGUCCCCGCGGGUCCAUAAUUGGAAACAUAGCUCCGAACCAGCCCGCCCCGGCUGAUGACAUUUCUGUGAUAUCCCAUCGCCUCAGCUCUCUCUCUACGUCUGUCGACCAGCUGAUUGCUGUUCAACAGCAGUCACUCAACGGACCCAUGCUCACUCAGAGCCCACAGCCUAACGACAUGAUGGCUGGCCGUGGAGCGAUUCCGCAAGCGGCCGCCAUCGGGCUCGGCAUCCCCGGAAGGACUGGUCCUAGACUGCCAGUUCCACCCUCGCGUACCUGGUCUACCGGCACUCUUGACAUUCCCAUGCGGUCGAACGAGCAGUUGACUGGUCCGUUAGGUCGCGCUGAUCCGGGGUUGAGAGACAAGAGACGCUCCGUAACUGGUUUGCUCCGGCGUGAUUCAACUGCGACCAUCGACACGACGGCUACUCGUGACGGUGGUCCCGUGAUAUCAAAGUGGGAGCAGCUCCCUCUUCAUUCGGACCUACUGCGCUCUCUAACAAGCUUCGGCGUUGGCCCACCGAACAAGAUCCAGCAAAGGGCACUGCCUUUCCUACUCCGAGGCGCUGAUAUUAUUGCUCAAGCGCCGCCCACUCAAGAGCGCAUUGCAGCGUAUGUGAUCCCCGCGAUCCACAUAGCCCUUACAAACGCAACGCUGGGCCCAAUGAGCGGGCCAUUCGUCGUCAUGAUCUCUACUACCGUCGACCAAGCGACCCAAGCGCACCGCAUGAUUCGUGACCUUGGGUCCAGUAUUGGUAUCCGCUCCGCCCUCGGUGUUGGCUCAACCAUUGGGGGAAAUGACCUCGCCCAAGAACUCCGUCUCCUUCACCAGAGCAUGCCCCACAUCAUUUGUGGAACCCCGCAGAAGCUUCACGCUCUCUUCACGUCCGCUGGUGGCAUCUCUGGCUCGGAAGUGCGCUUCUUGGUUCUUGAUGAAGUUGAUCAGCUCAUCGCACGCAAUCUGCAAGACUUCGUUUUCAAUAUCGUUAAGCUACUUCCCGCUCCGCGCUCCCGCCCACUUAACACCACACCGACGUUCCCACCCGCAAGCGCCUCUUCGUCAAUGUACUCGGUUCUCGAUGGCAACAGCUCCUCAUCCUCGCUUAAUCCUCCGUUCGCUAAUCAGCGUCGGUUCUCUGCUAUUGCCUCAUCCCCACCAACGGAUAUACCAAGUGGUGCGAUCGAUCGCCAGACUGCCCUUUUCUCCAACACGGUACCCCAGGACGUGCUCAACUUGGCGACUGCCAUCAACCUUCGCGAACCAGUGCGCGUCCUCGUUCGCCGCGACGGCAAUGUCAGCCAGGCCGAGCCUGGUCAGGGUGCCCGUGGUUUGCGCCAGUUUUAUCUGUACUUGGCAUUCACUGCUGGAGGCGGCCGCCCAGACAGCUCGCUGCCCCAGGGUGGCACCGGAAUCAUCGGUUCCGGCCGCGGCACUGUGUCCAGUGCGGAAACCGUCCAAGCCCGGGAGUGGAAGCUCGAUGCUCUCGCAGAUUUGCUUGAGGAUAUAGACGUGCCGCAUGUGAUCGUGCAUGUGGGCGGACAAAUGGCGUUGGACAGUGUCAGCUACAAACUUGCAAGCCGCGGACUUGAUGUUAUCCCUCUGAACAAUGAUAUAAACACGGGUGCCAAGUUGGGGGCACUAAACAAGUUCCGCAACGGUGCGGCGGGUUUGAUGCGUCAGCCUUCGACCAAAGUCCUCGUCGUGUACGAUGUUGUUAUCAAGACGGGAGAUGUGCCGCAGGUCCCGCUCGUGAUUAAUUACGACUUACCCAAGGCGGUGGAAGAAUAUGCUCAUCGCGUGAACCCUGCUAUUGCUACGGGCUACUCUCGUGCCGGAAUUGUCAUUAAUUUCGUAACUGCAACGGGCGGAGACGUGGAAAUGUUACGGUCCAUAGAGUGCUUCUACAAGAUCAAAUGCCCCGAAGUCCCCUCAAGCCUCCGAGAAAUCCUGUGAUGACGCCGUGUGAUUCUCCUGUAUCCCUACGUGUUCGCUCUCUCUGCUCCGCUAUGUCGUCUUCAUGCUAGUUCGCUGCUACUAUUCUAUCAAGACGUCCCGGGCACUCAUUACUGUGUUAUAUACCCCUACGUACACAUCCUACUUGACUGUCUCGCUAACCUGGCUCUUGGGCAUGCUCAGCCCCCUCUGUAUACUGAUAGCACCCAUCUCCCUCUCGUCUUGAUUCCCUCUGCGUCCUUCUGAUCUCGAUACCUGAUACCGAUAUUGACUGUGCUUGCUUAGUCUGUGCUGAUUUGGACGUCUAAUACCUUCAAUGUACCAUCUUCGCUGCAACUUGCAAGCUGCCCGGUGUUGCCACCGUUCUGGGGUCUCCAGGCAAUGCGGUGUAUCUGGCCAACGUGUGCAAUUUGAGAAGAUAUCGCGCAGUCUUGUCUCCAUUCGGAAGGGGCGUUGACCGCGUUUGAAUAGAUGACAAUCUCCCCGGACUCGAGGCCGACCGCCAAGCGGCGUCUCUGAUCUCGGUCUAUGGGGGCGAAUGCGACGGCGGUCGCCGCUUCUGGCAGCUUGAGCGUAGCCUCCGGUGCGGGCUUCUCCUGCGUCGAGAGGAACUUCGUGUGCCAGAUCUUGACGGUUUUGUCGCGCGACACGGUCGCAAAGACGUCAUUCUCGUGUGCCCACGCGCAAUCCCAGACGAUGCGCGCGUGCGACUUGUCCGCCACGACGGGGACGAAGCCCGGCUCGCCGUCCUCUCUCCGCGCGUACAGCCGCCACGAGCGGUCGCGCGAAACGGUGAGGACGUGCCGGUCGUCGGGGCUGAACGCAACGGCGGUGACGGUCAGCUGGUGUCCCGCGAGCGGCGCGCCGUGCGGCUGCCAGCGUGCGGUGUCGUAUACGCGCACGACGGCGUGCUCGGGCGACGUCGCUUUGCACGCCGUUGCGGCAAGACUGCGGUCCGACGAGACCGCGAGCGUGAUGGACUCGUAGCCGUGCCCGAAAACUUUCUCGAUCUCGG
Phanerochaete carnosa HHB-10118-sp is the source of this 3925-nucleotide messenger RNA. RefSeq lists its product as uncharacterized. NCBI's taxonomy places the organism in Eukaryota, Fungi, Basidiomycota, Agaricomycetes, Polyporales, Phanerochaetaceae. The transcript is spliced from 14 exons. The record is from RefSeq and is a predicted model, not a curated record. The coding region runs from base 97 to 2910 and encodes 937 amino acids. Gene Ontology annotation, molecular function: nucleic acid binding; ATP binding.